AUGGCGCUUCACUCAGCCCCAGACAAGCUCAUAUUCGCCCCCGCAGGUUCCCAAGCCCACGGCCAGGCCGAGCAGUUCACCCUCGGGAAGCUUCACCGCUCCGACCUCAACCCCACAUCCCCAAUCGCCCAGUUCAACACCUGGUUCUCCCAGGCCCAAAAGGCCACCACCAGCACCACUACCACCGCCGCGGAGGCCAACCAGCAGCAACAGGCCCUCGUCGCCCACCCAGAGGCCUGCACCCUCUCCACCGCCUCCCUCCCCUCCGGCCGUGUCACCUCCCGCGUCGUCUACCUCAAGGAGCUCGACGCCGCCGGCGGGUUCGUCGUCUACUCCAACCUCUCCACCAGCCGCAAGGCCAGGGACCUCGAGUCCAACCCCCACGCCGCCCUGCUCUUCUACUGGGAGGCGCUGCAGAGACAGGUCCGCGUCGAAGGGGUGGCGACCAGGCUGUCCAGGGAGGAGAGCCAGGUCUACUUCGACACCCGCGUGCGCGGGAGCCGCAUCGGCGCCUGGGCCAGCCGUCAGAGCCAGGUGCUUGAACCUCAAAGCGGCGAGGACGACGGCCGCGCCCAGCUCGAGGGCUGGGUGAAGGAGGUUGAGGACAAGUUCCAGGGCAAGGAUGACAUCCCUGUUCCCGACUUUUGGGGUGGUCUGAGGAUCGUCCCUUCCGUUGUCGAGUUUUGGCAAGGUAGAGAGAGCCGCCUGCAUGACAGGUUCGUUUAUGAACGAGAAGAGGGGAAAGAGGAUGCACCGUGGACGCUGCAGAGAUUAAGUCCUUGA
Clonostachys rhizophaga is the source of this 783-nucleotide messenger RNA. The record is from the annotation of a GenBank genome assembly. NCBI's taxonomy places the organism in Eukaryota, Fungi, Ascomycota, Sordariomycetes, Hypocreales, Bionectriaceae.